Molecule: messenger RNA, 864 nt
Organism: Aspergillus versicolor CBS 583.65
Lineage: Eukaryota; Fungi; Ascomycota; Eurotiomycetes; Eurotiales; Aspergillaceae
Product: triglyceride lipase
Exons: 7
Coding region: 1-864 (287 amino acids)
Molecular function (GO): triacylglycerol lipase activity
Source: RefSeq, a predicted model, not a curated record
AUGGUACGUCUUAAAAACUGUGAUUGUUGCUUCCUGAAAAUAUCCUAUUCAUCAGUGCCAACAGAGACCCCAAAGCACCCCAUCAUCCUCGCACAUGGCCUGCUUGGAUUUGAUGAACUACGACUUGCUGGGCCUUUUCUCCCAGGAGUCCAGUACUGGCGUGGUAUUAAGGAGGCGCUCUCAAUGAAAGGCGUUGAGGUUAUCACCGCGACUGUGCCGCCAUCGGCAUCUAUUGAAAUGCGAGCGAAAGCACUAGCAGAGACGAUAACGUCUGCGGCGCCGGGGAGAGAAGUAAAUAUAGUCGCCGGGCUUGAUUCCCGAUAUAUGAUCACGCAUUUAAAACCCAAAGACUUCAAGGUCUUGUCGUUGACCACCAUCGCUACUCCACAUAGGGCAGGUUCAGCAGUAGCAGAUUAUGUAUUUCAGCAGAUAGGCGAUGAGCGCUUAGCCCAGCUCUACUACGUUCUCGAACAGAUCAAGGUCGAGACCGGGGCAUUUUCUCAGCUGACCCGCGAAUAUAUGGAGAAAUCAUUCAACCCUUCUACGCCAGAUGUGGAGGAUGUUCGUUAUUUUUCCUAUGGGGCGGUAAUGGAGGAACGGUUCUGGUCAAUGUUCCGGUUGUCCCACCGUCUCCUUCAACAAAUCGAAGGAUACAAUGACGGACUGGUCAGCGUAGCGAGUAGCAAGUGGGGAGGAGAACAGGGCUACAAGGGGACUCUAAUGGGCGUGAGCCACUUGGACCUCAUUAAUUGGAGUAACCGACUCAAGUGGCUUGCUGGCGAGCUCACUGGCCAGAAACCGAAGUUCAAUGCCGUUGCCUUUUACUUGGACAUUGCUGAUAUGAUUGCCAAGGAGGGACUCUGA